AUGAGGAAGAAUGGACAAGAGAUGGUCGUUGAAAAGCAUUCAAGCCUUCAAACAACUCCCAAAGAGGCUUCUUGUUACCAAUGUUGGAUGUGCGGAUUAAAUUUCCAGCUGUUAAGUUCCUUUUUACUUCAUAUUUAUCGCCAUUCUGAUCCAUUAGUUGUUCAAAAAGACAUCAAAAAGGAAGAAGAGAAGGAAAAUUCGUAUUUAAAGGAGGUUAAUGAAGUCUCCGAAAAUAUCGAAAUUAAAAAAGAAGAAGAUUUUGUGAUAAAAGAAGAAGAAAUUGAGCUAAAAACGGAAGAAAAUCAAUUAAAAACGACUUUUGAAGCACCAAAAGAGGUUGAAAAUAUUGAAACUCACCAGACGUCUCCAUCGAAUCAAAUUCAAAAAACUCAAAAUUACGAAUGUCACUAUUGCACCUCUGAAUUUUCAUCAAAAAAGCUCCUAAAACGUCAUUUACGACUUCAUGCCUUAUAUUUCGAUCAUCAACGAAAUUCCACAAAAAUUUGCGAUUUUUGCUUCGAACUUCAAGAAAAUCUCGUAAAACAUUAUUUCACAUCACAUAAACGCUCUUCCCGGAUUUGCCGAAUAUGUGACGUCAACAUUGGCUCAAACUCCCUUCGACAAGUUCAUGAAAAGUUUUUUCAUGAUGUCACCGGAUUCGACUGCAAUUCUUGUCAAUUUGGCUUCAAAUCCGUCAAAAAAAUUUCGGAACAUUUAAAAAUUCAUGAAAAUGAAGAUUUUUGCAAGGAAUGUCGAAAAAAGUUCGGAUCUAAAGAGGAUUUAAUUAAACAUGGAGCUGAAAAUCAUCCGUUUUUGAUGACAAAAAAUGAGCUUGAAUCUCUGAAAAUUCUUCUUCGUCUUCCGGAAAAAUCCAAAACUGAAAAUUUUCAAUGCAGUUUUUGCGACAAGAAAUUUUCAACGGAAAAAUUAGCUAAAUUGCACGAAACUCGGCAACAUUUGUCUUCCAAAAAUGACGAUCCAGGCUAUAAUUGUACGACUUGUGGAGCGACUUUCAGUAAAAGAGCCAAUGGUUUGAGACAUGCUCGGAGAAUGCAUGGAAUUCGCAUUAAUAAUGUUCAAAAUGUAGAAAUUAAGGAAAAAUUUAAGGAAAAUCCGGUUGUUGAGACCAAAUUUAGUUGUGAUCAAUGCGAAAAAAGUUUCGUUAGCAGUGGUGCUUUAAUUUCUCAUUCAAAAAAGGCGCAUCCGAAUCAAGAAUUGAUUUUUCAAUGCGGAAUUUGCGAAAAAAGGUUGAAAAAUUUUCCGACUUUGAAGGAACAUAUCGAAGCGGUACAUGAAAAGAAAUUUUUGUUCUUUUGUGACAUUUGUGGGAAAGGAUUUGCCAGAAAAAGUGGGUUACGGAGUCAUAUGAAAGUGAAUCACAUAACUUCCCGUGAUUUCCCAUGCCCAAUUUGCAAUCAAACCUUCGCCCAGCUAAACCAACUGAACGCCCACAAGAAAAUUCAUUCCACGAAAAAACUUCACACUUGCAACAUUUGUCAAAAAUCCUUUGCUCAACUCGCCGGAUUGUCUCAACAUCUUGCCAUGCAUUCCGAAACUCCGAAAUAUCUCUGCACAAUUUGCAAUCUUAGCUUUAAAUAUGCUUCCAGUUUUUACAACCACCGAAAAUCCCACGUUUCGCCUUCAGCACACAAAUGCGAAGAAUGUGGUCGAGAAUGCCCAUCGCGAUUUAGUCUCUACGUGCAUCGAAAGACACAUCAUUCACCAAUGCAGCAAUUUGAUUGUUCAGAUUGUGGAAAAGUCUUCAAAAGGAAAAAGACGUUAAAGUAUCACAUUUUGAACAAACACACAAAUCGAGUCAAUUAUAAAUGUGAAUAUUGUGAAAAUGAGGGAUUCAAAACGAAACGCGAGCAAAAACGGCAUAUUAGUGAAUUUCAUAUGCAAUUUACGUUUUAA
Messenger RNA from Culicoides brevitarsis, 1914 nucleotides. Its product is annotated as zinc finger protein 845-like. Bases 1 to 1914 code for a protein of 637 amino acids. Gene Ontology annotation, cellular component: nucleus. The transcript is spliced from 2 exons. The record is from RefSeq and is a predicted model, not a curated record. NCBI's taxonomy places the organism in Eukaryota, Metazoa, Arthropoda, Insecta, Diptera, Ceratopogonidae. Gene Ontology annotation, biological process: regulation of transcription by RNA polymerase II. Gene Ontology annotation, molecular function: RNA polymerase II transcription regulatory region sequence-specific DNA binding; DNA-binding transcription factor activity, RNA polymerase II-specific.